Linepithema humile (Argentine ant) is the source of this 2437-nucleotide messenger RNA. RefSeq names its product annexin B9. Gene Ontology annotation, cellular component: cytoplasm. The record is from RefSeq and is a predicted model, not a curated record. NCBI's taxonomy places the organism in Eukaryota, Metazoa, Arthropoda, Insecta, Hymenoptera, Formicidae. Gene Ontology annotation, molecular function: calcium ion binding; calcium-dependent phospholipid binding.
UACCAUACUACGAAUCGGCGCCUGCACAUAUUGUUGCGACGUAUCUUCGUGGCAUCAGUAAGCGGCGUUUUCCUACCCGAACGACACGUCACACGUAGAAACUUGUAAUUUCGUACGUAACGGAAUUCGGCAAACAAGGUGAGAAUUGAGAAACAAGGUUCUUUUAACCCAGCAGUUUUUCUAACUCAGCAAGCAAAAUGAGCUACGGCUAUCAAGGGCCACCUGUUCAACUCCCAGGACAAGGAAAACCACCAACAUCGUUUGGGGUUCCACCUGGUGCACCCUCUGCCCCUGGUGCCUCAUUUUAUCCUUCGGGCCCUCAGAUGGGUUUUUCAAAUGCACCACCAACAUCCUUCGGCAUGCCUCAACCAUACUCUCAGGCUCCUUAUCCAACUCAACCUCCUAUCCACCAUCAGCAUCCUACUCCUAGCAAUCCACCAACUCAUACUUAUCCUCCACAACCGAUGCCACAUCCUUCUCAAUCUAUGCCCACACCAUCUAUGCCACGUCCAUUCUCUGAUCAACCUGCACCAUCUUCCUACCCGCAGCAGCAAAAUUAUAAUCCCUACCCACAGCAGCAAAAUUAUAAUCCCUACCCACAGCAGCAAAAUUAUAAUACCCACCCACAGCAGCAAAAUUAUAAUACGUACCCUGAUCUUCAGAAAGCACCGGAUGCUAAAGAAUGUUUUAGCAAUAUAACUCCUUCCCCUUAUCCCUCUCAACCAAAUGCAUACACAGCUAUUUCAAAUCCAUAUCAAGGUGGAAACCAUCCUGGGGGGCAGAGGGUAAGCCCGAUGUAUCCUUACACUGCUAAUCCACCUACUGCUGCUCAGCGUGGUGUUACCUCAGCCCCCCAAAGAGAUCGGUUUACACCUAAGACUUCCCCUACUGUUGUGCCUUACGAUGCUUUUGAUGCUAGAGCGGAUGCUGAAGCUUUAAGAAAAGCUAUGAAAGGAUUUGGCACCGAUGAGAAAACUAUUAUUCAAGUUCUUGCCAAUCGCAGUAAUCUGCAGCGCCAGGAAAUUUCAUCCCAAUUUAAGACUCUUUAUGGAAAGGAUCUGAUAAAGGACUUAAAAUCUGAGCUAUCAGGAAACUUUGAGAAACUCGUUCUUGCCUUGAUGACACCACUACCUCAAUUUUAUGCUAAGGAGCUUCACGAUGCAAUGUCUGGUAUUGGCACUGAUGAAAAUGUACUCAUCGAAGUGCUGUGCACUAUGUCCAAUCACGAAAUUUCAAUCAUUAAACAAGCGUACGAAGCAAUGUACGGAAGAACAUUAGAGGAUGAUCUAAUUGCUGACACGUCUGGCACUUUCAAACGUUUGUUGGUAUCAUUGUGCUGUGCCAAUAGAGAUGAAUCAUUUAAUGUGAAUCAAGCCGCUGCGAUGGAAGAAGCUAGGCAACUUUUGCAAGCUGGGGAACUUCGUUUUGGUACGGAUGAAUCUACCUUUAACGCGAUUCUCGUCCAGAGAAACAUGGCACAAUUGCGACAGAUAUUCGUGGAAUAUCACAACAUAACAGGCCAUGAUAUUGAGAAUGCAAUUGAAAAUGAGUUUUCGGGCGAUAUCAAGAAAGGUCUCCUUGCGAUUGUGAAGUGUGUCAAGAACAGAGCCGAUUUCUUUGCCGAACAAUUGUACAAAAGCAUGAAAGGCCUUGGUACGAAUGACAGCCGUCUUAUUCGAUUGAUUGUGACACGUUGUGAAGUGGACAUGGGUGAAAUAAAGAGUGCGUUUCUCAAGCAGUAUGGAGAGUCAUUGGAAGAUUACAUAUCCGGUGACUGCUCAGGACACUACAAAAAAUGCUUAUUGGCACUAAUAUCCUAAAAUAUUUUCUAACGAUAAUAUGUGAAAUUGUUUCAUUGCAUUUAUGGUCCAUGUUUUUUUCUUUAUCAUCUUUUUAUCAAACAUAUACAAUGUAUGCACAUCAAUAUCCAAUCACCUUUUCUUUUAGUUUUUUGACAGUUGCACUAUUGACAAUAAUAUGUAAGUUAAUUGUUUUUUAUAGUCUUAGUUAAAGAUACUUUUAUGCUACAAAGUUUGAAAUGCUUUUUUGAUUAAUCACAUACACAGGCACUUGUAAAAUCACAUCACAUACUUUAAUUUUAUAAGAAAGUCAUAAAUGUACUUUCAAACUUUUAUUACACUUGUUGACAUAAUAUUUUUAUUAUAAUACAACUAUAUAUAAACACAACAAUUCUACAGAAUUAAUGAUGAUUUUAUAAAAAUUCUAAUUUUCACUGUAAUAUAUACAGUUAUACUAGUUAAGUUUGAUUUACAUUGAUCAAACGUUUCUAUGUACCAUAAAUGCUUUUAUAUGAAACCAUCUAUAGCAAGCAUCUUUUUAAUGUGCUUUACAAUGUGUUUUACAAUGAAUCUCAAAAAUCUGUCAAUCUCCCGACAUUAUAAUAAAUGUGGAAAUAUAUUUUUUACAUUUAAAAGUA